Molecule: messenger RNA, 1080 nt
Organism: Hylaeus anthracinus
Lineage: Eukaryota; Metazoa; Arthropoda; Insecta; Hymenoptera; Colletidae
Product: NFU1 iron-sulfur cluster scaffold homolog, mitochondrial-like
Exons: 4
Coding region: 175-1008 (277 amino acids)
Biological process (GO): iron-sulfur cluster assembly
Cellular component (GO): mitochondrion
Molecular function (GO): iron-sulfur cluster binding; iron ion binding
Source: RefSeq, a predicted model, not a curated record
GUUAUUUCCGUUUGUCGCUGUCAUAACAAUAACGCAUAAUAACGUAGAACGACGCAAAUUAUAAAGUAAGUCAAAUAUUGGAAGACAAGCGCACACGUAAAGGUAUCAGUCACAACAUAACCACAAAGUGGAAGUAAUGAUUUUUGACAAUACAACAUAACUAAUGAAGAAACAAUGGAUAAAAUUUUAACAAAUACAUUAACAAUCUGUCGACGGCUAGUACCUAGAUCUUUAGCCACGUGCCAAUACCAAAUCAUCUUACAAAACUCUGCUAAACAUAUACACACAUAUAAUACUCAUAAGCUAAAACCAUGCUUGCUUUCUUCUACAAAACCAUUUGGUAUUGGUGAUAUGCAAAAACGUACAAUGUUUAUACAAACACAAGAUACACCAAACCCUAAUAGUUUAAAGUUUCUGCCUGGAAUUAAAAUACUUGAACCAGGCCAAACUAAGGAUUUUCCCAAUGCCACAGAAGCAUAUUGUUCACCGUUAGCAAAGAUUCUAUUCAGAGUUGAAGGCGUAAAAUCUGUAUUCUUUGGGCCUGAUUUUAUUACAAUUACAAAAGUAGAUGAAGAUGUUGAAUGGAAACUGUUAAAACCAGAAAUAUUUGCAGUCAUUAUGGAUUUCUUUGCAACUGGUUUGCCUGUGUUGAAUGAAGAACGACCUGCAGCAGAUACUCAAAUUAAUGAAGACGACGAUGAAAUAGUGCAAAUGAUAAAAGAACUGUUAGAUACUCGUAUACGACCAACAGUUCAAGAAGAUGGAGGUGACAUUGUGUUUGUGGGAUUUGAGGAGGGCAUAGUGAAGUUGAAAAUGCAAGGCUCAUGUACAAGUUGUCCCAGUUCUGUCGUGACUUUAAGAAAUGGAGUUCAAAAUAUGAUGCAAUUUUAUAUUCCAGAAGUUCUUGGAGUAAUACAAGUAGAAGAUGAAACCGAUCUUGUAGCAAAGAAGGAAUUUGAAAAAUUUGAAAAAAAGAUUGAAAAAUCUGAAAGCAAUGAGAAAAAGUAGAUCUUUUAAUUGUAGUUUAGAAAUCAUGUUAAAGACUUAUGUAAAUAAAUAAAUUAAACGUUCAUAUUUCAA